Postia placenta MAD-698-R-SB12 is the source of this 3531-nucleotide messenger RNA. RefSeq lists its product as hypothetical. The coding region runs from base 1 to 3099 and encodes 1032 amino acids. Gene Ontology annotation, biological process: positive regulation of Rho protein signal transduction. The record is from RefSeq and is a predicted model, not a curated record. NCBI's taxonomy places the organism in Eukaryota, Fungi, Basidiomycota, Agaricomycetes, Polyporales, Adustoporiaceae. Gene Ontology annotation, molecular function: guanyl-nucleotide exchange factor activity. The transcript has 6 exons.
AUGAAGGCAUUCCUUAACCGCAUCAACAGGGGCCUCUCCAGUCGCGGCGACAAAGACAAGGAGCCCGUCCUCAGGGAAAAGAUACCCAACCUUCCUCCCCUCCCUGAUUGGCCUCCUCAGCGCGCAACAUCCACCCCCAGCACCAUCGAUUCCUCCAAGCCGCUACCGGAACUGUCUGUACGCCCCCUUCCGCCGAUUGAGGAGCCCUCGUCGUCAGGCUCAACCGACUCGUCUGCAACUCCGACUCCCGUCCCUCACGACUCGGCAGACGAUGAACCUGGCAUUUCCAGCAAGUACGCUUCCCCAGACACCUCAGCCUCCUCAUCUCGUCCAGAGCCCGACUCCGCCGGCCGCAGUUCGCGCAAGACGACAAAUGGCACAAUGAGCAAUGGUACCAACAGCGACGUGCAGAAAAAGGUCGCAUUCCUCUCACCGCCCCCAACGCCUGGCCCUACCGAUCGCCCUCUACCCGACGUCGAGACAUCCACGCCACCCAGCGCCGUGCCGUUAAAGACGACUGUGUCGCGUUUCCAGGCCGCGCAUGCCAAGGACACGCGCGGAUCAACAUCAACGGCGACCUCGUCGAAGACGGACAUUCCCUCGACUGCUCGUUCAGCGAAGCAGUCGUCGACGCGCGCCGCAACGUCUCCGUUCACUGCGCGCAGCUAUGGCGACGGCGCGUCUAUCCACCCUUCAGUGCGAUCAGGAACGCCAUACUCCCAAACAACGAACGCGAGUAGCCGAAUACUAGCCGCCCAAUCGUGGAGUGAAGUUGCGGAGGAGGAUUUGGUGUCCAACAUCGGGCAGCGGGAGAGGACACGGCAGGAGGUGCUCUGGGAGAUUGUGGCCAGCGAGGAACGAUAUGUGAACGAGCUACUGAAGCUGAAGGAGACCUUUAUUGACGCGCUCAUGCACCCCUAUUCCGCAUCCUCUCCUAUCUCGUCGCCUACACCGAUCGAAUACGACGACUAUCCUCGAUCGGACACGCCAAGGGAGUCACUUGAACAUCUUCCAAUUGCCGCACGCUUCCUGUCUCCCCUCGACGAUGGCCACCCGACCAUUGACGGUGAGUCGUUGAACUCGGCAGAGGAAGAGGAGGCGGACGACCGCAUGGGCGCUGCGUACCAUUCACGAAACAAGACCUCGACGGGCAUGAGCCAAUCGGCGAAACAUAACCACCCGCGUUCACCAUACAACGCGCGGUCAGGCGGGGCGAAGUAUGGCACGUCAGUGCCGUUCCCUUCGCGAUCACAUCAAUCUCUGCCGCCACCUCCGCGAAUGAACCCAAUGUCGUCAUCGACGCAUUCUCUCGGUCGACAGUCGUUGAUUGCGGACAGGAACGGUGACUAUCAUGGCGAGACGGGUGCGCCAUCAACGAGAGCGACGACGUCGGCGGGUUCCAACGUCUUGCGGAAGUUCAAGAGAAGCAAUGCAACGCCUGAUCCAGUAGUGGGCAGCGCGGUGCCAUCAAGGGACCUCCCAGAAGAUCUGCGAAAGUGCUUGGAGGUCAUUGAAGGGGGCAUCCUUGAGGGCCAUAUCAGGCUGAGUGAGGGAUUGCGGAAGAGAUACGAGGAGCAAUACCCUCUUGUGCGAUCACUUGCGGAUGUAUUUGUCUCGAACUCGCAUAUACUCCAGGGGUACGCGACCUACGUGCUCCAUCUCGAACGGGCGCUGGAGCAAGUCGACAACGCUUUGUCGAACGCGAGCGCGAACAAAAAGCCGAAAAAGCAGGACGCAGAUCAGUGGCAAAAGAUCUGCCAGACGCUGCAGCGGCUCGAGAUGGUUGCGUCCGAGAAGGGCGAGACUGGGCUCGCGAUCUCGCUCUCGAAGCCGUUCCAGCGGCUGCUCAAGUAUCCGCUGCUUUUCCAGAAUUUGCUCUUCCAUACGGAUCCGAGCACCUUUGAGUACGAGAGCACGCUGCAGAUGGUCGCGGAGGUGGAGUCCAUCGUGCGUAGCAUCGAGGACGAGAAGAUUCAGAAGGAGGAGCGCGACAAGACCAGGGACGUUUUUGCGCGCAUUGAGGGGCUCGACAAGGUUAAGCAGCUCAUGGUCCCGAAGCCGUCACGGGUGCUCAUGGAGGAGAGGCCGGCGAUGGGCGUGAACCCGGAUGGCAAGAACUCGGGAUCGCCGCCCGGGAGCGGACCGGGCGCGAAGGGCGUGAAGGGCAAGACGUCCUUGAAGCGUCUCAGCGAUGUUCUCCAAUCGAACAACGGCGUUGGAGGGAAGAAGGACCAAUGGCUUGUGGUGUUCAACGACGUGGUGCUGCGGUGCCAACGGACGGGCACAACGUCGUUGCCACUGGUGGCAGGAACAGGUUCGAGGACCAACUCGCUACCGGAACUACAGGGGAAGGCGAAGUACGCGACUACGGGCAGACGUGGUUCGCAAACGAAGCCUCGCAACUUGUACAAGUUUCUCAAGAUAGAGACAUGGGCUAUUGGAGACGUGGUACAGCCGCGAGAAGGUGUCGUCUCUAUGGAAGAUGUUGUACGCUCGCGGCAACAGGCACAUUUGAGUGCGCAGCCCCGAAUUGUGCCUCUUCCUGACGACGACGAGGAUGGUGGCGUGGAAUCGGACGACUCAGAUCGGAAAAGCAAGAUGAGCUUCUCGUACUGGGGUGCGGACAAAGUCACGCUACAGAAGCCCACUGCAGCGAAGAGACAGCUCGCAAAUACCGCACGACGAGGUGCAGCAGGUUCUUCGACAGCGUAUGGCCGUGAGUCAUCUGCUAAUGCCAAGUUUGGCACGCGUCUCGUCUCGGUGGAAUCAGCCGGUGGUGGUGGUGCCCGUCCUGCGAGCCGACGCACCCAAGCGACACCAGCAGGGCAAGGGCGGCGGCAGGCUCACUCGGAGGAAGAUCACUCUGUUAAGGCCACAGUGACAAGAGACCGUCCAGGUUGGAACGGCAGCACGCGCGCGACGUUGACCCCUGUGCCCAAACGUCCUCGGAACACCUCACAGACCAGCGCGGCCACGAGAACCACAUCGAACGCUAAGCAGCUCUCGUCGCCAGCGCCAUCGGAGGACUCUGGUGUCGGCUUUUACCGCCAAAUCAUCGCUCAGAACCCGUCUCUCAAUGCUUUGAACGCGAAUGCAUAGAUGCUCAUGGAUCCUCCCCUCUUGUCGAUGCCCGUUUCACGCUCUCACGCUCUUAUGGAUAAUAUAAACGACCAACUCUGCCACUAUCGCUAUGACCGGCAUAUGUUUUCCCUGUGUCAAUAUGCUGCUCUUUUUCAUCUCCGUCUUCAUCAUUGUCAUUGAGUACCCACAGCUGAUGAUACCGUAUCACUCAUUAUUUUGUCAUGCGCCCCCUAAUAAUCUGAGUACCCUCAUUGUGCAGUCCAUCUUCCUUAUCUCUCCAGUACCAAGUUACCCGUCAUUCUUUGCGCAGUUAUCUCUUUCCGUCCUGAGGAACGAUUGCGGAGAUCCAUGAAGACACUUCACGCUCUGUUCUGCUGUCAUCUAUAUUUCUUAGAUUUCAGAUGUAUUACAAUUAUUACCGUCAGUCUACUAACUCGAACCAUCAUCAUA